AUGUCGCAAACCGUUUCUUUUCUAAACAACUCAAAAGAAAUUAUAAAUUUUCAAUUAGCAAGAAAUUAUACACUCGAAUACACUGACAAUCAGAAUAGAGUUCACACAGAGCGCGUCUUUGGUGAUGAUAAACUAGUUGGACCGGCUAUUGGUUUCAAAGACUGCGGAAAAACACUCGGCGAAACGGAUGUGAAACAUGUUGACAAUACAGGUCAACAAGACCGAUGUGUGCCGGAGAAACCGGGCGAUACCUCAACAUAUGUAGGAGACCAAGGGGAUGAACUUCUAGAUGCGGCAACGUUAUAUCAGGUUAUCGAUGGUUUUGUGCUCCUGGCCUCUACGGAUGGAACCAUUAUGUUUGUCACAGACAAUAUUUCAAAGUUUACAGGAUUUUGCCAGGUUGAUUUGAUGCAUCGAUGUUUGUACAGUAUAGUUCAUCCAGAGGAUUUUCAGGCGGUAAAGAACGCCCUCGAGGUUCGUUCUACAAGCGAAGCAGACGACAGAAUGCCUCCCGCUAGUUCCGACUGUCCAUCUAGAGACAAAAUAGAAAACUUCUUCUGUAAAAUAAGAUGUUACCAUGGUAACACUCCAGGUUACAUAAAACUUCACUGCAGCGGGGUUAAGUAUUAUUUGUCAGAAAUGCCACAUACUACACGCACAUCUAAGAGCGUGUUGAUGCUUUAUUGUCAGCCAUUCAUUAAGACAGGAAAUGACGUCAUUAACGAUGAAAGAAAUGACGUUUUCUGGAGCAAACAUGACCUCGAUUUAAAGUUUAAGGAAAUAGAGGACUCAUCACCUCUUGGGUAUUCCACGGCGGAUUUGUGCGGGAAAUCUUUAUACCAGUUCGUUCAUCCUGAGGAUUUAUGUAUCCUUAGCAAUGUACAUAAAGAAGUUACCCGGGUCACUGAAGUUCAAACAUUUUUCUUUCGCCUGGAGACAAAGGGAGGCAACUGGUUGUGGGUAUAUUGUAAAGGAAAAGUCGUCUGCAAGAAUUCUAAGAAAUUUUCGAUUGUCUUUUCACAUUGUCCUAUGGGGUAAUGCUAUUUUUUGGUAUAAACAUUUUUUCAUGGCAGUGGAAUUUAAUAAUUUAUAAUAGAGUGGUUUCGUAGUUCUGUUU
Ruditapes philippinarum (Manila clam) is the source of this 1117-nucleotide messenger RNA. Its product is annotated as aryl hydrocarbon receptor-like. The record is from RefSeq and is a predicted model, not a curated record. Lineage: Eukaryota; Metazoa; Mollusca; Bivalvia; Venerida; Veneridae. Bases 1 to 1038 code for a protein of 345 amino acids. Gene Ontology annotation, biological process: regulation of transcription by RNA polymerase II. The transcript has 8 exons. Gene Ontology annotation, molecular function: DNA-binding transcription factor activity, RNA polymerase II-specific; RNA polymerase II transcription regulatory region sequence-specific DNA binding.